AUGUGCAACACCGUCUGCCGCGAGGGCUGCAUCGUCAUCAAGACCAUCUACAUGGUGUGUGCCCACACCUCCCCCAUAUCCCAGUGGAUGUCUUUUUGCCCGAGGAGCAGCGCCAGCGCCAAUGACAAGACCGCCGUCUGCACGCCUGCGAGCCGUGCCGAGGUCCGCUUCGGCUGGUGCGCCGGCUGCACCGCAUUCUACGCGCCGACAGACCUCGACAACGAGGCUCUGAUCCGCAACUACUGGACCUUCAAGACCGCGCAAGGCAUGCUGGAGCCGCUCGACAGGCCGAGCAGGGUCCCUGGAACCGCCCUCGUGGGAUCCUCUCCGCGCGCCACCGCAAGAGACCCUGCCGCGCCAGCCGCCGAGGUUGAAAGCAUGGCUGUAGCGCUCGCGAAUGCCAGUUCUGGCGCCUGCACCGUGGCGCAGGCGAGGAUUCAAGCGACAAGGUAUCGCAGCGAGAUGCUCAAAUGGGCUGCGAAGAGGCGGGCUGGCCACAGCAGGUCCUGCUGUCCCGGCCUUGACAAGCCUCUGCCGCUCACACCCUGUUCGGCCGGGUCGAUGACGGCGCGAUUGGCAAGCAACUGCAAUGCGGCGGACCUGGCGACUCAGCCUCAGCAUGCAAGCUGUCAGAACUUUGAGACGCUCAAGCCCUUGACUUAUAGCCCUCCCUCACGGUCCAUCACCAGCACCCCGGGUUUCGAGACCAAGACAUUGCAGCAGCCAGAGUCUACCAGCGUCGAUUUUUGCUGGAAUCACUGCGCCAUCGUCGCUGAGGAUGGCGUCUGUCACGAGUGUGACGACGAAAGCCUGCAUCUGCAGAUGCGUGACCGGAUCAAACGCUUUCCUGAUCGUGAUCCCAAUAUUCUUAGGAUCCAGGCCGCUAAGCAGAUUGCCGCCAGUGCCGUGCAGCCACUUUGUUUUUGUGAUGGAGAGGGCUUCGAGUGCGCUCCCUGUAGCGACCGACGUAUCAGCACCAGUGCUAUCGGUACCAAGCAAUGGAUCUAG
Molecule: messenger RNA, 1008 nt
Organism: Pyricularia pennisetigena
Lineage: Eukaryota; Fungi; Ascomycota; Sordariomycetes; Magnaporthales; Pyriculariaceae
Exons: 1
Coding region: 1-1008 (335 amino acids)
Source: RefSeq, a predicted model, not a curated record